GAGAGAGAGAGAGAGAGAGAGAGAGGAAUGGAGAACCAGAAAGGCAAGAGCUCAGCAGCAUGCAAAGACCUUCCUGCUCUCCUCACCUCUUUCAUCGACACCUUCGUCGACUUCUCCGUUACCGGACAUUUCCUCUUACCUGAAAACCCCAUUCCCUUUCCCCAAGCUCAAUCUCCCCCGCCCCCCUUGCAGACCCACUACCCUCCCCAGGACCGUCUCAUCGCCAUCGGCGAUCUCCACGGCGACCUUGCCAAGACCAAGCAAUCUCUCAGGCUCGCCAAUCUGAUCGACAGCUCUGACAAAUGGGUCGGAGGCUCCUCCACCGUGGUCCAGGUCGGCGACGUCCUUGACCGAGGCGGCGAUGAGCUCAAAAUCCUCUAUUUCCUCGAGAAGCUGAGGCGUGAAGCAGCCAGAUGCGGCGGCACCUUAAUUACCAUGCACGGCAACCACGAGAUUAUGAAUGUGGAAGGAGAUUUCAGGUACGUGACCAAAGAGGGUUUGGAUGAGUUUGUGAAUUGGGCUGAUUGGUACAUGAUUGGAAACCGAAUGAAAGCUCUUUGUAAAGGCCUGGAAAAGCCUCGGGACCCCUUUGAGGGUCUCCCUUUGCUCUUCAACAAUGUCAAGCCGGAGUUCGCAGAGGGUUUUAGGGCCAGAAUCGCCGCAUUGAGGCCUUAUGGUCCCGUCACCGGUCGGUUCUUGUCCAAGAAUGUGACAGUGUUGGUUGUGGGGGACUCGGUUUUCGUCCACGGUGGGCUUUUGGCAAAGCACGUUUCAUAUGGAUUGGAGAAGAUGAAUGAGGAGGUGAGGGAGUGGAUUAGUGGGGUGAAGGGGAGAUUGGCACCCGAGUAUUGCCGUGGGGCGAAUUCUGUGGUUUGGUUGAGGAAGUUUUCUAAUGAGUUUGCAGACAAGUGUGAUUGUUCGGCACUGGAACAUGUUUUAGCAACUAUUCCUGGUGCUAAGAGGAUGAUCAUGGGUCAUACCAUUCAGGAGUUUGGGAUUAAUGGUGCUUGCAAUGAGAGAGCUAUUCGGAUUGAUGUUGGUAUGUCCAAAGGCUGUGGUAAUGGCUUGCCUGAAGUUUUGGAGAUCAAUAAAAAUUCAAGUUUGAGGAUCCUGACAUCGAACCCAUUGUACCAGAAGAAGUACAUUUCUUCUGCUGAUGCUGGGAGGAGGGAAGGCGUUGGAUUGUUGGAGCAUGGACCUAGACAAGUGGAAGUGAAGGCUUGACUGUUUGGGUAUUUAUCAUAUUAGCCUAACUAAUAGGAACCCCUUCUAAACAGAUAUGAGUUUUUUUUUUCCAUAUAUACUCUUUUAGACUACUAGUCAGCUGGCUCUCUUGAAGGGUAAAUAAUUGUUUAUCAAACAUUCGAACUGGAAUUGGAUGGAGAAAAACAUUGAUGCUUUCACUUA
Molecule: messenger RNA, 1407 nt
Organism: Argentina anserina (silverweed cinquefoil)
Lineage: Eukaryota; Viridiplantae; Streptophyta; Magnoliopsida; Rosales; Rosaceae
Product: shewanella-like protein phosphatase 2
Exons: 1
Coding region: 28-1224 (398 amino acids)
Molecular function (GO): hydrolase activity
Source: RefSeq, a predicted model, not a curated record